CCGGUCGGUUGUGCUGGUGACGCGCACGCGCGUCGUGCGGGGUCCUUCCCUCCCCACCAACCCAGCCACCUCCCCGCCUCCCUCAAGACUCGGUUCGCUCGCGCUCCUUCACUUUCUGGGUGUCGGUGAGAGUAAUGGCGGAAGGCGGCGUCCCGGACCUAGAGAGCCAGAAGAACGAGAUCGGGAACUUGUUGAAUACCUCGCUCAAGAAAGGGGAUUCGUGGUUCCUAAUAGACAGUAGAUGGUUUAAACAAUGGAAGAAAUAUGUGGGUUUCGACAGCUGGGACAUGUACAACGUGGGAGAACACGGAAUGUUUCCAGGCCCCAUUGAUAAUUCUGGGCUUUUUGCAGAUAUAGAAACACAGGCUCUGAAAGAACACUUGAUUGAUGAGUUGGAUUAUGUCUUGGUGCCCACUGAAGCUUGGAACAAGUUGGUCAGUUGGUAUGGUUGUGUUGUGGGUCAGGAACCUAUUGUACGAAAGGUGGUUGAGCAUGGGAUGUUUGUAAAACACUGUAAAGUAGAGGUUUACCUCUUAGAAUUAAAAUUGUGUGAAAACAACAACAUGGACAAUGUGGUGACGCGCCAUUUCAGCAAAGCGGAUACCAUAGAUACAAUAGAAAAGGAGAUGCGAAAACUAUUCAAUAUUUCAGCUGAAAAGGAGACAAGGUUGUGGAAUAGAUACAUGACAAAUACUUACGAGCAGCUUAACAAACCAGAUAGCACUGUACAAGAUGCUGGUUUAUAUCAGGGACAGGUUUUAGUAAUAGAACAGAAGAAUAAUGAUGGAACUUGGCCAAGGCAAACAUCUCAAACAAAAUCCAGCACUGCCACCAGCAGAAAUUUAUCUACCUCUCCAAAAUCCUCGACUAGCUGCAAUCUCUACUCGUCCUUGUCCUCCCCUUCUGCAGUCUCUAAUGGUGAGAGCAACAACUCCAGCAACUGCAGCUACAUAUUAAACAGCUCCAGCUCCACCAGGGGGUCAAGUGGUUAUGGAUCUUCUCACAACAGUUCUUAUUAUUAUAGGGAAUCUCAUGCACCAAGCCAAGCAGGACUUUGUGGCCUAAGUAAUCUUGGUAAUACAUGUUUCAUGAAUUCAGCAUUGCAGUGUUUGAGUAAUACUGGUCCAUUGACUGAUUACUUCCUACAAGGAAAGUACGAAGAAGAACUGAAUCGGGAAAAUCCUUUGGGAAUGAGGGGAGAAAUUGCUGAAGCCUAUGCUGAGCUUAUCAAACAAAUGUGGUCAGGGAGAAGCUCUUAUGUGGCGCCUCGGAUGUUUAAAACCCAGGUUGGGUGUUUUGCUCCCCAGUUUUCAGGAUACCAGCAACAGGAUUCUCAAGAGCUACUUGCAUUUCUUUUAGAUGGCUUGCAUGAAGAUUUAAAUCGUGUGAAGAAAAAGCCCUACUUAGAACUUAAAGAUGCCAAUGGGAGGGAAGAUGAGGUGGUGGCUAAAGAAGCAUGGGAAAAUCACAGGUUAAGAAACAACUCCAUCAUUGUGGACAUCUUCCAUGGGCUUUUUAAAUCCACUCUAGUUUGUCCUCAGUGUUCAAAAAUUUCUGUAACAUUCGACCCUUUCUGUUACUUAACUCUUCCGUUACCUAUGAAGAAGGACCGCAUGAUGGAAAUCUUUCUUGUGCGGGCAGACUCAUCUAGGCCAACCCAGUACAGAAUAAUUGUUCCAAAGAUGGGUGCAAUUUCUGACCUUUGUACAGCCCUCUCUCAAAUCUCAGGAGUAGCUGCAGAAAAGAUGGUGGUUGCUGAUGUUUACAAUCAUCGGUUCCACAAAACGUAUCGACAAGAUGAAGCCUUAAACCACAUUAUGGACAGAGAUGAUAUCUUUAUUUAUGAGGUUCCAGGCGUGAAAGAAGAAGACUCUGAAAAUUCAAAAUGCAUCAGCCUCCCAAUUUAUUUCCGUGAGAAAAGGAUGCGAUCCUCAAGUGCACCUGUUGGCACUAUUCUCUUUGGUCAGCCUCUCUUGGUCUCUGUUCCCAGGGAUAACGUGACAGUGGACAGCCUGUAUGAACUAGUCCUUUCACGAAUUUCCCGUUACGUGAAAGUGUGUAAGGAAACAUAUGAAAGCUAUAGCUCUGGAACUUUGAGCGUAGACAAUGGCUUGUCCAGUGAGCCAAAUGGUAUUAAUGAUGAAGGUGAGGAGGAGAUGGAUCUUCAAACUGUUGUUGGACAUAAUGAAGAACAUAGUUCCGAAUCUGAAAACAGCCAGUCUGAUGGCUCUGCGGCUGAUGACAAUGAUAAGAUGGAAAAUGGGCCCACCAAACGGACCACCAAAGCAAAUAAACAGAAGUUUACAAAGAAGCUAUUCAGUUUCAGCAUGGUGAAUGCCUAUGGCACCUCGGAUUUCAGCUCUGUUGCAGAAGAUGGGACAUUUCUCAAAUUAAACUCACAUUCCACAAUUGCUAUAGACUGGGAUCCUGAAAUCAAAAUGAUGUACUAUGAUGAUCAAGAAGCUGAGGCGUAUGAAAAGCAUGAAUCUAUGUCACAACCUCAAAAGAAAAGAAGCUCAGUUGCAUUGAGAGAAUGUAUAGAUUUGUUUACAACAAUGGAGACCUUGGGAGAGCACGACCUUUGGUACUGCCCCACUUGUAAAAAGCACCAGCAGGCCACUAAAAAGUUUGAUUUGUGGUCACUACCAAAGAUUCUUGUCGUACAUCUGAAGCGUUUCUCAUAUAAUAGGUAUUGGAGAGAUAAACUUGACACUCUAGUAGAGUUUCCUAUAAGAGAUUUGAACAUGUCCGAGUUUGUCUACAAUCCCAAACCUGGCCCCUGCAUCUAUGACCUUGUUGCAGUCACUAACCACUAUGGAGGAAUGGGAGGAGGUCAUUAUACUGCAUAUGCUAAAAAUAAAAUUGAUGGACAAUGGUAUUAUUUUGAUGACAGUAGUGUAUCAGGAGCGUCUGAAGAUCAGAUUGUGACAAAAGCAGCUUAUGUUCUUUUCUAUCAACGUAGAGACUCUAAUAGCCAGUACAACAGUUCAUCUGCUUCCUUGAGUACUCCUGAAGAGAAUGGCGGCACAGGAACAGAGGUUUCCAAACCCCAGGUGCGAUACUGAUCCAAACCAGCAUAACCUUGCUGUCAUUCAUCCUUUGGAAGAAGAAAUUUGAUGUCAUCUUCAAUUUCAAUGGUGAGAAAAUUUUUGCUGUAUCGCCUAUAUGGUUCCCCAUUUGGCCCAAUAAGGAAUUUCUCAAAAUUCCAGCCAAUGUCAGAGCGACGGACUGGCUUCCAAUCUAUAAACUUUGGAUCCCGCAUUAAGAUGUCAGGAUCAUCAUAUGCUUCGGGCAACUUCUUCUUCAGAAAAGUGAAGACUGGAUUCUCAUCUUCUCCAUUCACUUCAAUCUUUUUGGACAAAUAGAAAUUUGGUUCAAAGCCAUUGCCUGGACGGACAUAUUUCAAGGAAUUAAGAAUCUCUUCAUUGUAGAUAUUUUCCUGCAAAGUCAACGUAAAGGUAAAUUAACUUGGUAGAUUUCUAAAUUGCAGAUUUAUUUUUUGACAAGCCUUUGGGACCACUAUGGAAACACACAGCUGGUCAAUCAUCAUCCUCUUGGGAGCAACUUGAAUAUUCUCGCUACAGAUGCUGAUUGACCUGAAGAAUGCAAAUUAUCUGAAUUUAACUGAUCUUUUAAAAUGCUAAAGUAGCUUCAAAAAUAAAAGCUUUGUGAUAUGCUUUGAGGUGUCUAAGAUGUGGGAAAGUUUUAGAUGAAUACAAGUACUUUCAAAGUAAAAAAUAUUGUUGAAUUUAUCACUAUCUACUGUCACUUCCAACUGAGAGAUUUUGUUU
Messenger RNA from Stegostoma tigrinum, 3791 nucleotides. RefSeq names its product ubiquitin specific peptidase 4 (proto-oncogene) (gene usp4). Gene Ontology annotation, biological process: protein deubiquitination. The transcript has 24 exons. The record is from RefSeq and is a predicted model, not a curated record. Gene Ontology annotation, molecular function: cysteine-type deubiquitinase activity. NCBI's taxonomy places the organism in Eukaryota, Metazoa, Chordata, Chondrichthyes, Orectolobiformes, Stegostomatidae. The coding region runs from base 135 to 3065 and encodes 976 amino acids.